Solanum lycopersicum (tomato) is the source of this 826-nucleotide messenger RNA. It is a transcript of the gene SHINE3, whose product is annotated as ethylene-responsive transcription factor SHINE3. NCBI's taxonomy places the organism in Eukaryota, Viridiplantae, Streptophyta, Magnoliopsida, Solanales, Solanaceae. The record is from RefSeq and is marked validated. Gene Ontology annotation, biological process: regulation of DNA-templated transcription. Gene Ontology annotation, molecular function: DNA binding; DNA-binding transcription factor activity.
CUCUUUCUGUGAUGGCUUUAAUUCUUCUCACCUAACCCUCAUUUCAUCAUUCAUUUCUGUGUCUACCUGAACUUCUGCAACUUUUUUUUUUCUUUUUUUAAAUUUGUCCCCCUCUUAACAACAUGGUACAAUCAAAGAAGUUCAAAGGUGUCAGACAACGCCAGUGGGGCUCUUGGGUUUCUGAAAUUCGCCAUCCGCUGCUGAAGAAAAGGAUAUGGUUAGGAACAUUUGAGACAGCAGAGGAAGCAGCAAGAGCGUAUGAUGAAGCAGCUAUCUUGAUGAGUGGACAAGUUGCGAAAACAAACUUCCCAAUUGUGAAGGAGAGUACUGAUAACAACAAUGACACUACUAAAUUCCCUUUAACUUCUUCAUCAACACUGUCUAGUAGCAUGCUGAAUGCAAAGCUGAGGAAAUGUUGCAAGGAUCCAGCACCUUCCAUGACCUGUCUGAGGCUCGAUAACGACAACUGUCAUAUUGGAGUGUGGCAAAAAACAUCAGGGAAACAUUCAAGUUCUAAUUGGAUAACAAAAAUCGAACUUGGAAAGAAGGAGGAGAAGCCUCAUGAUCAUCAGGAUAUGAAUGCUGAACUUGGCAUUACUAAACCAUUGGACGAAGAAAACAGAAUUGCUAUGCAAAUGGUGGAAGAACUACUCAAUUGGAAUUCUCCGUUUUCUGAUGAACCGAUUACUGAUCAUCUCUCUCCGUCUUUUUCCAACUCUAUAUGAUAUACCAAAAAUGUGGAAUGUAUUGCAUAUAUAGUUAAUUAGACUAGCGUAUCGUUAUCUCCAAUAAAAGCCUAAAAAGAGAAGGGAUUAUUAUUGAAUAA